Molecule: messenger RNA, 888 nt
Organism: Thlaspi arvense
Lineage: Eukaryota; Viridiplantae; Streptophyta; Magnoliopsida; Brassicales; Brassicaceae
Source: the annotation of a GenBank genome assembly
AUGUCUUCCUUCUUCCUCCUGCCCUCGUCAUCGAACGAAACCACCAAGAAGAAAAAACCCAACGGUUUUUCCCAAACGGGCUCGGCGUUCCGUGGGCUGGGCUGCACCGCCUCCGCAUCUCAGCAGGUUUCCGUCCCGGCCGUGAUUCGCUCCUCCGCCGACUGGGAUUCGAGUAAUCUCAAAAUUAAGAAAACGAAGAGCAAGAAGAAGAACAAAGGUGGCUACAAUGGCGGUUCGAUUAAGAUACUGAGCGAGGCAGAUAGAAGCGUCGGAGGAGGAGCUUGCGCGGCGAUUCCUGAUGUUUGGUGCGGACCCGGAGUUGGGUUUUCCACCGAUGCGGUGGUCGGCGGCUCGAUUGACCCCGUCGAGUCGGAUCCUCCGAGAAGGAAUAUUCCGGCGAGACGCAAAAUCGAUGGAGAUAAGACCAAUAGCAGCAGUAAUAACAACUCUAAUCAGCGAGAGGGUUCUUCUGUUAUCUCCAGACGAUCUCUCAAUCAAGAAUCCAAUCCUUACUUCGACUCUGAUUCAACUUUUUUGACACCACGGGCUGAACAGACGCUGUUCUCUGAUAGAUAUCAUCGUCAUCUACGACAACCUUACCAGGAUGGACUCUCCGAGAUGAUGAUGCUACAGAAUGGUUUUGUAAUGGGAGGGAUCUUAAGCUCUUACGAUCACUUCCGUGAAAUGAGGCUCAACGUGGAUAACAUGUCAUACGAGCAACUGUUGGAGCUUGGUGAUAGAAUUGGGUAUGUGGACACUGGACUUACUGAAAAAGAAAUCAAAAGCUGUCUCCGGAAAGUCAAAGCAUUCAAGAAAGAUACACCACUAGAAGAUAGAAAGUGCAUCAUCUGUCAAGUAAGUCCAGAUUUGGUUUCAUUUCUCAAAUAA